CAGGGACUGAAAACAGCUGGAUGGCGGGUUUCCAGGAACAGCGAUUUGAAGAAUUGUUUGGUGGGUUUUUCUUCGAUGAAGACGCCUUAAGUGAGGAUAUAUCAUUGGAUGGGCUGGAGCAAGAACUUGAGGAGCAUAAGAACUACGAUGUGCUGAUAAGUAUUCUAGCCAACGGUGAAAAACAGCGAGAUAUGGCAACCAUGGUGGAAGGCAACCUAGGCGAUAUCGAACAGGAUCUAAUUCAGGACUAUAUCGAAGACAAUGACAGCCUAUUUCUAUUGCGUGAUCAGAUUCACGACUGUGACAUUAUCUUAUCUCAAGUAGGAUCACUUCUUAGCGGAUUUCAGGUCCACAUUGGUUCUAUAAGCUCGGAAAUUAGAAGUCUCCAGGAGAAAUCCUUGGACCUGGGUGUUAGACUGAACAACCGUAAGUUGGUCGAGACAAAGCUUGCAGCAUUUGUCGAAGAAAUUGUUGCUCCUCCUGGUUUGGUGAAUGUUAUCAUUGAUGGAGAGGUAAAUGAUGAAUAUAUUAGGAGUCUAAACAUAUUGAGCAAAAAGUUGAGAUUUGCUCAAGUUGAUCCGAUGAUUAAUGCAUCAAAAGCUCUGAAAGAUAUUAAGCAAGAACUGGAAAGGCUUCGGAGAAAGGCACUAUCAAAGGUGUCCAACCAUAUCACUGAGAUAUUCUCUUCCAUGCGAAAGCCUGGAACUAAUAUCCAAAUACUGCAACAAAAUCUGCUUCAGAAGUAUAGGUAUCUCGUUUUCUUUCUUAAAGAGCAUGGGUUGGAGACGUACAAUGAUGUCUGUGCAGCGUAUGUUGAUAAAAUGAACAAGGUGCUGAGUGCAGAUUUCCGUGUGUACGUAGAAGCAUUGGAGAAGUUGAAGCUAGAUAUUGGUGUAUCCAGUGAUGUGAUUGGAUAUGACACCAAUAUCGUUGACCUUAUAACAAAGGGGAGAGAGCAGUUGAGAAAUCACCGCUUUAUGUUUUCCUUAGGUGAACGGUCAAACAUUUUGAAGGAGAUUGAUCAGCCUGGUUUGGUACCUCGUAUAUCUGAAGCCAACUCUCUAAAAUACCCAUAUGAAGUUAUUUUUAGGAGUCUACAAAAGCUUCUGAUGGACACUGCUAGCUCUGAGUAUCUUUUUAUCGAAGCGUUCUUUGGCGAAGAAUCAUUGUUUUAUAGAGUUUUUGAAGGACCUUUUACAGUAAUUAAUGAACAUUUGAAGGUCACUCUUCAAAAUUUUCAUGAUGCAGUAUGCCUCAUGCUCAUGAUCUGCAUAACCAAGAAACACCAGUUGGUUAUGUCCAACAGGCGGCUUCCUUGUCUUGAUACAUAUUUGGAUAAGGUUGUCAUCUAUCUCUGGCCACGUUUCAAGACAGUGUUUGAUAUGUAUAUUCACAGCUUGUAUCAAUGCGACCUGAAAAUAUUAUGGGUGGAUGGGACUCAUCCACACCACAUUGUAAGGUGCUAUGUGGAGUUCACAGCAUCCCUUGUUCAGCUUAAUGCUGAAUGCGGAGAUGGUCAGCUUGAUAUGAGCUUGGAAAGGUUGCGGUUAGCUGUUGAUGACUUACUCCUUAGAUUUUCCGGAAAGUUUGCAACUCCGAAACUGCGACACCUGUUUCUCUUGAAUAAUUAUGACAUGUCCAUCUCUAUCCUGAAGGAAGCCGGUGAUGAUGCAAAAAAAUUGCAAAUAUAUUUUGAAGAGAAGCUGGAAAGUAGCCUGGUGUCAUUUGUGGAUGAAUUGCUUAUGGAAUAUUUUGGUGAUUUAAUUAAAUUUGUGAAGAGCCACAUUUCUGAAGACCUGAUUUCUUACACGGAGCCCCCAAAAAUUGCUGAUGUGGAGCCAGUUGUGAAGAACUUUGCUGUGAAGUGGAAAACUGCUCUAGAGCUCAUGCACAAUGAAGUUGUAACUUGUUGCAGUAAUCUUUUGUCUGGUAUGGCGAUUCUAAAAGCAGCGAUGGCUCAGUUGCUUAAUGACUACAACAGACUCUCAGAAUGUGUUAAGAUGAUCCCAGGUGGAUCUUCUUUGAACAGGAAUCUGGUUUCUAUCACCACGAUUUCAUACGAAAUCAGGAAAUAUUCAAGACCACUCUAGUUACUCGAGUGGUAUGCUAGCUGGACGCAUAUCUACUGCGUAUAUCCAAUAAAGGCUCAAAUGUUGGAAUAAACUCUUGAGAUCCAUGCUGGGGAGAAACUUGUGCUUCUGUCAAAGAAAUAGUAAAAAAGCUGAAAAAUGCUUUAGCGUUUAUAUAUUUAAUCCCUCCUGACCAAAUAAUGUCGCUGGAUUACAAAACUAGACAAAAUUACAAUUUUGGAUAUUCUGUACAUUAUUCUUAUACUGCUUAUUUUCUUGGAUGUAUUGUUGCUGAAGACACUCUUCAAUGCUGACAUAGUCACAGAUUA
Lolium rigidum is the source of this 2398-nucleotide messenger RNA. Its product is annotated as vacuolar protein sorting-associated protein 52 A-like. The transcript is spliced from 19 exons. Gene Ontology annotation, biological process: endocytic recycling; Golgi to vacuole transport; retrograde transport, endosome to Golgi. Gene Ontology annotation, molecular function: syntaxin binding. NCBI's taxonomy places the organism in Eukaryota, Viridiplantae, Streptophyta, Magnoliopsida, Poales, Poaceae. Gene Ontology annotation, cellular component: GARP complex. The record is from RefSeq and is a predicted model, not a curated record. Bases 21 to 2090 code for a protein of 689 amino acids.